Molecule: messenger RNA, 1318 nt
Organism: Fopius arisanus
Lineage: Eukaryota; Metazoa; Arthropoda; Insecta; Hymenoptera; Braconidae
Product: protein FAM45A
Exons: 4
Coding region: 220-1278 (352 amino acids)
Biological process (GO): protein transport; regulation of early endosome to late endosome transport
Cellular component (GO): late endosome
Molecular function (GO): small GTPase binding; guanyl-nucleotide exchange factor activity
Source: RefSeq, a predicted model, not a curated record
CGUUAACGAAAAAAAAUCAUAAUAUUUUGACGUCUACCAGUGGGCGUUUUAUAGCCUAAAAUUUACAUUUGUUUAUAUGGAAUAUUGGUUUAGUGGAGGGAUCAAUGAUAUUUUUUUAUAUGUAAAUGUUUUAUGGGAUUAUCGGUGGGGGAGGUUUAGGGUAAAUGAUGGUUGGAAUAUUUUCGGAGUAUUUUUUUGAUAAUUUUGAGUGCUGAACUGAUGGCUCCUCUCACUGACUUGAUUUCCUGCAGUAUAAUUGAGAAAGACUGCAACGGAGAUGCACUUUGGGCGUGGACUUAUCCAUCAGUAUCAAAGGCCCAGAAAUCAGUCGUGACUCGAAAAUGCAAUUUGCAAUCAGAGAGCACAAGUGCACAGUCGUUCGUCUGUGCGAGAUACAGCGACAAUUGGUUCUACAUUCACAGCAGCGAGGUCUUUGAUACGGAUAAAUUGCCUCGGGUGAAACAAUUUGCUCUCGUUAUUUUCACGAAAGACUUCAAUCCUCAAAAAUACGAAGUACUGUGCAGAGUACUGAGUAAAAUGUACUGCAAGACUGGUAAUCCAACGGAAAUACUACAAUUGUAUCUGUCAGUAUUCACAAAGGGCUCAUGCACAACUCAAGAGAAUGGCAUUUUUAUGUCAGACGAUUACAAUGGCCAGAGAUUGGUCGCUGACAGUAAUAUUCGAGGACUCGUGAAAACAUUUGAGCUUGAAACAAUACUGAUCUAUACCGCGUUAUUAUUGAAGAAGAGGAUUAUUGUUUAUCAUCACAGUUUGGAGGAGUUGCUCAAGUGGAUCAAGACAUUUCCAGCUUUGAUGAAGCACAGAAGAGUCACUGACAAUCUUUUUCCUUGGGUCGACCUCGUGCAAGAUGAAUUGGCUGAGCUAAAGGGCUAUUCUUAUUAUAUUGCAGGCUGCAGAGACAGCUCGAUCUCCUCAAAGUCCGAAUUAUUCGAUCUACUUGUAAAUAUUCCUGCAAGAGAGAUCGCAGUUGCUCCACAUGCGAAGGAAAGUUUCACAAUGACCAAAACACAUAAGGAAAUUGCCCUGUUUCUGGUGCAGCUGUCUGAGAAUCAGGCGAACACUGAGGCUCAAAUAAUUCAUGAGAUUGCUGAAAAGACUCAGGAUCUUUUGAAUCAAUUGAGGAGCUUAGCCACUGUUGAUAAUUCAGAGGGUAGAAAAAUAAUAAAGCUUGAAACAUUUCGUGAACGCAAUUUGCCAACUGCUGUUGAACAUUUUCUUAUCAAUCUUGCUACUGCUGAAAAUAUUCUCGGUUUGUAAAUAUUUGUUACUGUGGAAUAAAAGAAAUUUUAAUGACAAA